Messenger RNA from Lactuca virosa, 1529 nucleotides. Lineage: Eukaryota; Viridiplantae; Streptophyta; Magnoliopsida; Asterales; Asteraceae. The record is from the annotation of a GenBank genome assembly.
UGGCCGACCAUAACACAACACAACACAACCCCAUGUUAAAACAACGGCUUAGAUUACAAAACUACCAUUAAAUCCAAUGGCUACACCACGAUGAAACUUGGCUUCACCAUCAAUCUCACAAAUCCCCUAUUCCCAUUUCUCUAAAACUCUCAGAUUCGCUGUUGUUAUCGCACAAACCUUUACGUAUAACCCGUAUCUUUAUACAUAAUACUAUAAAGUUUGUGUCUUUUUCGAAAAACAGAGUGAAGAUGCAAUCCGGGAAUGAUGGCGGGUCUGAUCAGCAACAACAAACGCAGAAAACCCAGCCAGCGGUUCCGACAACGACGACAGGAGCAGCGGCGGGGAUGGGUGUGGGUGUGGGUCUAGGGCAGCAGCAGUGGGUGGCGAUGCAGUACCCUGCGGCGGCGAUGUUAAUGCAGCAUCAGAUGAUGGCACCGUCUCCGGCUAAUUACCAAGUAACGCCACACUACAUGCCGUACCACCCGCACCACCUCCACCACCAGCCGCAUACUCCGGUGGUUCAACAGCCGCAGCAGGGAUCCGGUGGAGGAGACAACAAGGCGAUCUGGGUUGGUGACCUUCACAGUUGGAUGGAUGAGGAUUACCUCCGUAACUGUUUUGCUUCCACCGGCGAGGUUACGUCAAUUAAGGUUGUUCGCAAUAAGCAGACAGGAGAUUUAGCUGCAGACGUAACUGACGCGUUAUUACAUGAAACUUUUGCCAAUAAAUAUCCAUCCGUUAAAGCUGCUAAAGUCGUUAUUGAUAUUAAUACUGGCCGCUCUAAAGGGUAUGGAUUUGUAAGAUUUGGAGACGAUAAUGAGCGGACCCAAGCCAUGACUGAAAUGAAUGGGACUUACUGUUCGACUAGACCUAUGCGUAUUGGUGCUGCAACCCCGAGAAAAUCUUCUGCUUUCCAACAAGGAGGUUAUAUGUCGAAUGGUGGCUCGCAAAACGAUGGAGAUUCUACUAAUACGACAAUUUUUGUGGGAGGGCUUGAUCCAACGGUUAGUGAUGAAGAUCUUAGGCAGCCAUUCACGGAAUAUGGUGAGAUUCUUUCCGUAAAAAUACCAGUUGGUAAAGGUUGUGGAUUUGUACAGUUUGCUAACAGAAAUAAUGCUGAGGAGGCACUGCAAAAAUUAAACGGGACAGCAAUAGGGAAACAAACAGUUCGCCUUUCUUGGGGACGCAACCCCGCAAAUAAGCAGUUGAGAAAUGAUUUUGGGAAUCAAUGGCCAGCAACAGCAUGCUAUGGUGGUCAGAUUUAUGAUGGAUAUGGUUAUGCUCUUCAAGCACCACAUGACCCAAGCAUGUAUGCUGCAGCAUAUGGAUCAUAUGCUAUGUAUGGUACUCACCAGCAACAAGUAAGCUAAAUGGGUGGGGGGAUAAAAUUUUGAGUAAAGACUCUAUUAGUUGAUUAUCUUAGGGAUAUUGGCAAACUGGAUUUAUUUUUUCAUUUAUUUGCAAGUGUGGGAUUCAAUUUGGAACCUUUUUGAUCGUAAUAAUCUAACUUGCAGAAUUUGAUGUGGCCA